ACACUCUCACACAUAUACACCAUAAUGACUGCCUCCUUGAAGUUUGUAAACGUCGGUAUCAUCGGCCCUGGUCUUGUGGGAAGAGCUUUGAUCAAGCAACUGAUGGAAUUCGGGGCAAGCAAUGGUGUGCGUAUUGCAGGUAUCAUCAAUUCGAAAUCUAUGCUUCUGAUCAAAGGAGAUGAUUGGGAAUCCGCCGUAAAGGACUGGCCCAACAACUCUGAGACGUCCAACAUGCAGAACUUCACCGCCCACAUGGCAUCACAAGCCGUGCCAGUAAUGGUUGAUUGCACAUCCAGCGACGCCGUUGCCGGACAAUACCCUGAAUGGCUAUCGCAGAAACUUAGCAUCGUAACACCCAAUAAGAAGGGGUUCAGUGGCGACAUGAAGCUAUACAAAACGCUAUCACAGGCGAAUCAAAACACGUACGUCUACCACGAGGCGACCGUAGGUGCGGGACUCCCUAUCAUCAGCACAUUGAAAUCACUAGUCCGAACAGGUGACAAGAUCGUCAAGAUCGAAGGAAUCUUCUCUGGAACAAUGUCAUUCUUGUUCAACACCUUCUCUGCUCCCAAUGGCGCCCCUGAGAGUUUCUCGAAAUGUGUAGGAAUUGCUAAGGAUUCUGGCUACACCGAGCCUGAUCCCAGAGACGAUCUUAACGGUAUGGAUGUUGCUCGCAAGGUUACUAUCCUGGGUCGUGUAGCUGGUCUGGAUAUCUCCUUGGAUACUCUUCCUGUGGAAAACGUGGUACCUGAAGCUCUGCGAUCGUGUCAAACAAGCGAGGAGUUCAUGACCAAACUACCCGAAUUCGAUGAGCAUUUCGGAAAGUUAAACGCGGAGGCAGCCGCUCGCGGAGAAGUCCUUCGAUAUGUUGGAACAGUCGACCCCUCUGGAAAGAGUUGUACUGCACUAAAGGCAUUUCCCAACACACACCCCUUCGCAUCACUCAAGGGCAGCGACAACAUCAUCUCAUUCAUCACUGAGAGGUACCCGGUGCCACUCAUUGUGCAAGGUGCCGGUGCAGGUGCCGAUGUAACUGCAGCCGGAAUUUUCUCCGAUAUCCUGGCCAUCUCCGAUCGCCACAACUAGAAUAGCAACGCGAGUAAACAAGGCUCGUGGAUCCAUUGCUGUGCUGUUUAAUAUUGGGUACAUUCAGUAAAUAGAUCACGGCCUUUUUUUUCUCUUCUUCAAGCUUUGUAACUUAUUGGUAUAAAUGAUAUGCAG
Sphaeroforma arctica JP610 is the source of this 1221-nucleotide messenger RNA. RefSeq lists its product as hypothetical. Bases 25 to 1086 code for a protein of 353 amino acids. NCBI's taxonomy places the organism in Eukaryota, Ichthyosporea, Ichthyophonida. Gene Ontology annotation, molecular function: homoserine dehydrogenase activity; aspartate kinase activity; NADP binding. Gene Ontology annotation, biological process: aspartate family amino acid biosynthetic process; L-homoserine biosynthetic process. The record is from RefSeq and is a predicted model, not a curated record. The transcript has 9 exons.